Molecule: messenger RNA, 600 nt
Organism: Camellia sinensis
Lineage: Eukaryota; Viridiplantae; Streptophyta; Magnoliopsida; Ericales; Theaceae
Source: RefSeq, a predicted model, not a curated record
AUGGAGGAUGAGGACAACAAUUCUAGAGAGACCGGCGUUCCAUUGGGUGAUGCUUCGACUAGAGGCAGUAAGGUUGAUUCAAAACUUGUAAUGGAUUAUAGUAAUGAAUUUGUUACUCGUGAGAAAUCAGAUGAGGGUGAUAUUCGAGAAUAUCUUGAGGGUCAUUCUUACGUUGGAAGGUUGUCACAUGAGGAAACCUCUUUGUUGGUAGACAUGUCGAAGAGUAUGGUACGAUCGAGUGAGAUAUUGGUUACAUUGAAACAACAUGAUGAUGCAAAUGCUUCCACAAUGAAAACAAUGUACAAUGCACAUCAUAGGUAUAAAGUUGCUGAGAAAGCUAGGAGAUCUCAAAUGCAACAACUAUUAGGUCAGUUAGCGAUGAACAAGUACAUUGAGUGGCAUAGGAGUUGUGCAGAUGCUGAGACAGUGACUGAUUUGCUCUUUGAACAUCCUACUAGUUCGAAUUUGUUAUGUGCAUUUCCAAAAGCAUUGUUGAUGGAUUGUACUUUUAAGACCAAUCGAUAUCGGUUGCCCUUUCUGGAGAUUGUAGGUGUGACAUUGAUAGACAUGACCUUUUCAGUUGCAUUUGCAUACCUCUAG